Molecule: messenger RNA, 1004 nt
Organism: Aspergillus sclerotioniger CBS 115572
Lineage: Eukaryota; Fungi; Ascomycota; Eurotiomycetes; Eurotiales; Aspergillaceae
Exons: 2
Coding region: 199-807 (202 amino acids)
Source: RefSeq, a predicted model, not a curated record
GUCAACAACACCAUCACCAUCCCAAGAUGUACCUACCGAUCCUGUUUCUCUUCCUAGGCUUCCAAGCUGUAGCAGAGCUAUCACCCCAAUAUCUCGAGAUCAACAUCGGCGAUGAUACAAUCUUAGAGCUACUGCGCGAGGUCGACGCAGCACAAAAGUCUGGAAACCACGAACUAGCCUCCCAGCUCAAGAAAAAAAAUGAACGCAAUACGGUCAGAGCCCCUUCCUUCAGACCAUCACCAGUGGUCUGUUGAAUGCUCGACGAGUGCCUAUCUCGAUUCCGAGAUCGUUGCUGUCAAUGACCCUGCCAAUCCACCCAAGGAGAUCGCAUGGGCAUUUCCAUUCCUAGAUGAGUACUGGAAGACGGACGAUGGGGAGGAUCUGCCGUACCCGGGUGACUUUAAUCGGUUUAAGCAUCCGGACGGAUUUCGGAUUCUGCGAGUGGAUUAUGAUGCUUUGCCGGCGGGGGUGAGGAGGUGGAGAGAGGAAGAGAUGGAGACGGCGGAGGAGAUGGAUCGCAAGCUUAUUGCGGUGUUGGAUGGUGUGGCGUUCUUUGCGCCGGGGGUUGUCACGUAUUUGAUGCCGCUGUUUGCCACGGCCGAUGUGGUGGGGGGGCAUAGUGCGUGUGAAGAUGAACUCAUGGAUUUGACCAACUAUCAUGAUCCUGUCAAACGUCGGACGGACUCGGCUCGUUUUGUGUUCCGGUAUGGUGGAAGAUCGCAGGUCGGAAACUCGAUCAGAGUUCAGACUGUUGCGCAGAAGGAGAUCAAGGAUCAGAAGACCGGUCCUGGAAAGGAUGAACUGUGAUGACUUGUACUUCUCCCCAAUUGACACAAAGGGGAGGCUAUGUGGGGGCAAAUACCGACAUAGAUGAUAAGGAUUGAGAUAGUUUGAUGGCCAUUCCGAGUACUUGGUUCACAUCCUCUGGAACGGAGGUAUUACCUCUAUACCGACAGCAGUCUGACCUUUGCACGAGAGUCCACUUCUUGGUCAUAUUUAGCGAG